Molecule: messenger RNA, 978 nt
Organism: Mytilus californianus (California mussel)
Lineage: Eukaryota; Metazoa; Mollusca; Bivalvia; Mytilida; Mytilidae
Exons: 2
Coding region: 109-978 (289 amino acids)
Biological process (GO): DNA integration; DNA recombination
Molecular function (GO): DNA binding
Source: RefSeq, a predicted model, not a curated record
ACAUGUGGAUUGCUCCGAUAUCUUAGAGAUGCUGACGUGAACGAUAAAAAUUUCUUAGAUGAGCAGAAUCUUAACUUCUGUAAAUUUCGAAAGGUUCUGGAUGCUCGUAUGAAGAUGCUGAUAGAAAAGGGAAUCGGAUGCGAGAUUAAACAAGCAGAACCAAUAACCCAAGAACAGGAAAAAUCGAUGUGGAGAGAAAAGGUGUUCGGGAAGGAGUCGGCAGAAAUGCUUCAACGAACCAUGUUUUUUUAUUCCGCCAAACUAUUUGGACUGCGUGCAUGCGAUGAACACCAUGACCUACAAUGCAGCCAAUUUGUUGUUGGGGAUGAAAAUGGUACACCAUUUGUGCAGUUUAUUGGAAGACAAUCAAAAACCUUUAAUGUGGGACUUGGUCACAUGAAUAUCACCAAUAAGAAUAUUGAACACUACUGCAAACCAGGUGAACGUUGUAUUGCUGAUUUCUUUAAAGUCCACCUUGACGCAUUAGCAAACGACGGAAAUUUUUAUAGGAGACCACUCAAAGGUAUCCCCGGAACACCAAUACGAUACGGAAAUCAGCCGCUUGGCAUGAAUAAGUUGAAGUCAUUUAUGACGGUGAUUUGUACCAAGGCAGGAUUGUCCGGUUACUUCACAAAUCAUAGCUGCAAACGCACGUGUGCAACACAGCUGUACAAUGCAGGAGUCGAUGAGCAGGAGAUUAUGGCCAGGACAGGCCACAGAUCUCAAGCAGGGGUAAGGAAAUACAAGAGAACAUCUGCCGAAAUUUCAGCGACCGUGUCGAGAAUUGUAGACCCUCCAUGCAGUAGUUCAAGCAUUGAAGAUUCUGCCGAGUCGUCUUUAGCUCCACAAAAGAAACUUCGUACUGACGGAAUAGAAGAGGAUAUUUCGGACAAAUGGUGUGAAAAUUUUAACAGUGUCAAAUUUUUCACGGAUGCAAUGUUUACUUUCAUGCUUAAACAUGGAAAAGAACCAAAUUAA